GUCCCCGCCUCCCCUGCUCCAGUCGGAGAUCUAGCCUCUCACUGAAUGUUGUGAUGGAAAUCCAUUUUCGUCGUAACCAAAAUGGUGAAGCAGUAGCAUAACAUACAUUGUAAGUGAACAGUGUGUAGCUAAGCUUGAGCAUGGCAGAUAGAAAGGGAAAACCUCUCAGUGCAGUGAAAACAUUGACGAAGAAGGAACAAGAAGAGCUAAAGAAAAAGGAGCAAGAAAAAGCAGCUGAAGUUUUUGAAGAAUUCUUGGCGUCAUUUGAGAGCAGUGACAAAAGCGGAGUGAAAACCUUUGUACGUGGGGGUAUUGUGAAUGCCACUAAAGAGGAGGAAGCGGCGGAGGUGAAGAAGAGUAAGUUGUAUCGUCCUGCGUCCAAGUUUGUCCCUGCAUCCCAGCAUGGCUCACCAGUACAGUCUGCUGAAUCCAAAAAACCUCAGAUAUUUAAAAGAAAGACUGAGGAAAAGAAGAAGAGUAACCUCGAACUCUUUAAGGAAGAGCUUAAGCUAAUACAAGAAGAGCGCGAAGAAAGACACAAACGAAAGAAAAAUGACCCUGGAGGAGGAGGAGGAGGCGGGGGAGGAUAUGGAGAUCUGGAUUUGCCAUUAUCAGGACGGUCAUUGUUAUAUGAUGACCUGACGGUGCCAACUACCACUAACCUCUACAUUAGCUGCAUUAGCCCAAAGAUGAAUGAAGAAAUGCUCUGCAAAGAGUUUGGUAAGUACGGUCCUCUGGCCAGUGUGAAGAUCAUGUGGCCGCGGACAGACGAGGAGCGCUGCAGGACCACAAACAGAGCCUUUGUGGCUUUCAUGACAAGGAGAGAUGCAGAGAGAGCCUUGGCCGCACUUGACGGUAAGGUGGUCAUGGGCUUUGAGAUGAAGCUGGGGUGGGGGAAACCAGCUCGCAUUCCGCCUCAGCCACUCUACACGCCGGUCGGGGUACGGGCCACGCCACCGCCCCCGUCAGGCCUGCCCUUCAAUGCUCAGCCAAGGGAUCGCUUCCGCAACGACUUCACCAAGCCACUGACCCGGUCCAAGGUGGAUUUUGACAAGACUCUGUCCGAAGCCGUAGUCAAAGUGGUUAUCCCAACCGAAAGGAAUCUAUUAGUCCUUAUUCACAGAAUGAUAGAGUUUGUGGUGCGUGAAGGACCCAUGUUUGAAGCCAUAAUUAUGAGCAAGGAGAAGAAUAAUCCAGAUUUCAGGUUCCUGUUUGACAACAAAAGUCAAGAUCACGUGUACUACCGCUGGAAACUCUACUCCAUACUCCAGGGAGAGUCCCCAACUGAGUGGAGGACCACAGACUUUCGUAUGUUCAGGGGAGGCUCCAUAUGGAGACCUCCUGUCCUAAAUCCUUUCACCCAGAAAGAUGACGAGGGAGUAGAGGCGGAGGAUGUUUCUUCCCAAGAGGUGGAGGAGUUGAAGAAAGGGCAGCUCAAAACUGAGUACAGACAGAGGCUGGAGACGAUGCUCAAAGAGCUGACUCCACAGAGAGAAGAUAUUGCCAGUGCCAUGCUGUUCUGUCUCGAGAGAGCAGAGGCAGCGGAGGAAGUAGUGGGACACAUCACUGAAUCUUUUUCCCUUCUUCAGACGCCUCUACAGAAGAAGAUUGCAAGGUUGUAUCUUGUGUCAGACAUCUUGCACAACUCCUGCGCCAAAGUAGCCGGUGCAUCAUAUUAUCGGAAAUACUUUGAAGCAAAGCUACCGCAGAUAUUCGGAGACCUUAAUUCAGCACACCGAAACAUACAAGCCAGACUGCAGGCAGAACAAUUUAAGCAAAAAGUAAUGACUUGUUUUAGGGCAUGGGAAGACUGGGCCAUAUACCCAGAGCCCUAUCUAAUCCAACUCCAGAAUAUCUUUCUGGGCUUUAUCAAACCAGGAGAGGAGUCAAUAGAGAAGGUAGAGGAGGGCUCUCCUGAUCUGGAUGGUGCUCCACUGGAUGGGACACCUAUAGAUGGGGUGCCUUUGGACAGAGCUCCUCUGGACGACCUGGAUGGCUGCCCCAUGGGCUGGGACCCUCUGGAUGGAGUCCCUGUUGACGACAUAGAUGGAGUUCCCCUGGGGACUGUCAUCGAUGACAUUGAUGGGAUGCCCUUGGACGAUGGCAGUGGUCCUCUCUCUGGUGUGCCUUUGUCUAAAUGGGAGCAGAUGGGGGAUACUGAGGCGUUUUCACAAGACAAGACUGAGUCUAAAUGGGACACUGUGGUGAGGCAAGACAGCGAAGACGAUGAGAAUGUCAGUUACAACCAGCAAGACGGAGACGAGGAUUUGGAGAGUGACAGCAGUGAUGACUCCUGCAGUUUGUCCAAAUAUGACAGCGCCGACUUCCAGAGCUCCCUCAGAAGUUUUCAGAUGUCUGAGAGCAAGAGGAAGAAGCUACGAGAGCUGGAGUUGAAGGUUAUGAAGAUUCAGGAUGAGUUGGAGUCUGGUAAAAGGCCCAGGAAGUCUGGAAUGAGUGUGCAGCAACAGGUGGAGCACUACAGGAACAAGCUGCUACAGAAGGAGUUUGAGAAGGACGAGGAGGAAAGGGGUGAGAGAUCCUCAUCAAAGUCCAAAGACAAGUCGAAGGAUGAAAGAAGAGAGAAAGAAAGGAGCAAGAGAAGUGAAGAUGGCGAUCGAAGAAGAGGACGGAGUAGAGACUCAGACGAACAGUCCCAGAAAUGCAGAAGCAUCUCUCCUUCAAAGGGAAGGUCUCCUAAACGGUCUAAACGGUCCAGAUCACCGUCACCGGACAGGAAGGCGAGGAAGUCCAGGUCAAGAUCGAGGUCCCCACAUCGUUCCCACAAGAAGGCAAAGAAGAGCAAACGCUGACCCUCUUCUUUGGACGUUGUCUUUCACGUUUUGUGCUGAAUCAGCCUGUUGGCGUCCCUGGACUGCUCAUCCUGUGGUUUACACUGCAACGCGCCCAACACACUCCUGUCUCCCUCUGCCUUUGACUUGCUCUUCAGAAACAAAACUGACAGCCCAUUGUCCCACUUACCUUGGUCCCGACCUCUCCAGGCAAGAUUCAGUGCAUUAUUUUGUAUGAAGAAGUUUGAACACUGUAAGUAGUUAUAUAUUUUUGUUUUAAUGUUUGUUUUUAAAAUGAGGACUAAUGAGAAUGUUGCUGCAAGUCUGAGACUUAAUAAAUCACUCUUGUGAAGGGUGUGUGUUGCUUUCCCAGA
Myripristis murdjan (pinecone soldierfish) is the source of this 3163-nucleotide messenger RNA. Its product is annotated as U2 snRNP-associated SURP motif-containing protein. Gene Ontology annotation, biological process: RNA processing. Gene Ontology annotation, cellular component: nucleus. Bases 141 to 2810 code for a protein of 889 amino acids. Gene Ontology annotation, molecular function: RNA binding. The record is from RefSeq and is a predicted model, not a curated record. NCBI's taxonomy places the organism in Eukaryota, Metazoa, Chordata, Actinopteri, Holocentriformes, Holocentridae. The transcript is spliced from 24 exons.